Anopheles darlingi is the source of this 1872-nucleotide messenger RNA. RefSeq lists its product as uncharacterized. The record is from RefSeq and is a predicted model, not a curated record. Bases 344 to 1273 code for a protein of 309 amino acids. The transcript has 4 exons. NCBI's taxonomy places the organism in Eukaryota, Metazoa, Arthropoda, Insecta, Diptera, Culicidae.
AAAAUUAAUAUAAAACAGUUUGGAACAACAUUGGUGAGGUCUAUGUUUAAGAGACAUCAGGUUUGUUUACACAUAAUUCUAUGAUAUCAAAUAAAUGCACAAAUAUAGAUGAGCUCUAUAUUGCGUUUUUCAAAACUGCGCUCGCCAGUAGAAGAAUUAACAAUAUUGGAUUAACAAUUAAAAUCCGUAAAAAACUAUCUCUACAAGAAAUGGAAAAAGAUGAAAUGAGUCAGUUUGUGCCUAUAGCAAUUUUUACAAUAGCAAUCUACGAGAACGCAAAAUGUGUAAAUUGUAAGAAAAAAAGUCAUUUUGAUAGUUAAAACGAAGCAGGAAAACAGAAGCAAUGCAGCUGAUAAAACGGUACUGUUGGAUUGGAGUACUCAUGGGAUUUCUGUCGAUGUCAGAAAUCCUUGGUCUGCGGUUGAAAACAAUGCUCAUUCCAACGUACAAGUUUCGCAGUGAGUCAGCACUGCUCGAGUGUCAGUAUGAGCUAAAUGGUCAACGAAAAGGCCAAAGAUCAAAGGAGAGCGUCCGGCGUCAUCAUGGCUACCCUAGCGAUCACACAAACGAGUCAAUGGAAGAUGAGGAAAAGCUGUAUUCCAUCAAAUGGUACAAAGACAACGAAGAGUUUUACCGCUACGUGCCAUCGGCUGCUCAGCCGAUCAAGAGCUACAAAAUCGAGGGUAUUCGGGUUGACCCAAACCACUCCGAUGGAACUAAGGUGCUUUUGAAGGGUCUUACGCUCAAGUCGUCCGGUGUUUAUCGUUGUGAGAUCUCAGCAGAAGCUCCCAGCUUCGAUUCGGUUCAAGGCGAAGGACGAAUGGAUGUGAUUUAUGUCCCAAAAGAUGGGCCACACAUAAGUGAUGGUGAACGGAAAAGCUACCAGAUCGGCGAAACGAUGGAUCUGAACUGCACUUCUGGUCGUUCCUACCCAGCCUCCACAUUACAAUGGUACCUCAAUGAUGUUCUGGUGACAGAUCCGAAUAACAUCAUCCACUACCCACCAGUGCAUAAUCAGCACGGACUAAUCACUACAUUCCUGGGGCUCACCAUGGUUGUCAAUCAUCGACAUUACAUCGAAGGUACGAUGCGCAUUAAAUGCGUUGCAAGUUUGUCACCAGUGCUGUGGAGAGGCGGACAGGAGAGCAUCGUUCAGUGGGAGCAACCUGCCAUAGAUAAUCGAAUCGCCAUGCUUCUAGUGAAAAGCAGAGCAUCUACACAACGAAAACACUUAUUAAUUACAUUAAUAAGUAUUAUGCUGUAUGUGCUUUGACAAAAGCAUGUUAUGAGAAUAAAGUAUAAUCCUGUUGAAUGGGCAAAAGAAUACAUAGAUUACACAAAUACAAAUUAUGUUGAGAUUCAUAUUAAUCUUGGGCUAUUGGAAAUCAACGGUUAACAUAAAAAAAUGCCAGUAAAUUUAUAUCAUCGGAAUAGAAUAUUAAAAGAUAUUAUUCCAUAAAAAGAUAUAAUUUUGUUUUCAUCAUUUUUGCUGCUUUUUCGCUUUUAAUAAUUCUUGCGGAUUAUAAAUAUUAUUAGUGGCAAUAAUAGUUGUAAUCUAUUUUAUAUUACCAAUUCAUUGUCUGUGUUUAAUUUUGACUUGACAAAAUGGUCAGUAUUAUCGUCCUCGAACGAUGAAAGCCGAGGCUCCUCGACGAUGUAGUAGCCUGAUGCUCGGACGAUGUACAAUCAUUAAAAAAGGGGUGUAAAGUGAUGAUGAAAUUGGAUAUGGAUGUCACAGUAAGAGCGUCGGUUGAAAUGUGGAGUUGUGAAAUCAUAUAAUCAUACGAAAAAGACAAAACAACAGAUCCAUUAUCUUGAAAUGAACCAUUUCAUAGUUAUGCCAAUGAAAUCUAUUUUGUUUGUAAAUAAAGU